UGCUUCCAGCCACAUAUACCAAACGGUGGUCAAUUCAAGAACGUACAAGAACCUUUUGGGGGAACGUGUCGUUCAGUACAAACCGUUGUUCAACGCAGUAAACGUUUAAGAGGACUGAACGCACCUCGCCCUGUCUUUUUCCAUUUUGUUCUCUCGUUGUUUAUCUCUGCUCUUUUAGAACGUUGGAUCGCAGAGGGAGUUGUAGAAGAUCAACAAGGACGACUCAGUAACUAAUCAACCUAACAUCAAUUGUUGAUAGUAGCAACUAGCAACAGUGAAGAAUGUCGACUAAAGAACGGGGCCUGGUUUAUCUCGUCACCGGGGGCUGUGGGUUCCUCGGACAACACCUGUUACAGGUCAUUUUGGAGAAAGAGGAUGCGGUAACGGAAAUUCGACUUUUUGACAAACACAUCGACUCAAGUUUAAAUGGCCACAGCACAGAGCGGGUGAAGGUGGUGGUGACGCAGGGGGACAUCACAGAUUACUCCAGUGUCCUGGAGGUGUCCAAGGGGGCAGACCUGGUCAUCCACACGGCCAGCCUGGUGGAUGUCUGGCACAGAGUCCCUGAGACAGUCAUCCAGGCUGUGAAUGUUCAAGGAACUGUGAAUGUGAUCAAUGCCUGUGUGGAGAAUGGUAUUCAGUAUCUGGUCUACACCAGCAGCAUGGAGGUGGUCGGCCCCAAUGUGAAAGGAGACCCCUUUAUCAGAGGUGAUGAAGACACCAUCUACAAUGUUUAUCACGAUAUGCCCUACCCCAGGAGCAAGGCCAAGGCAGAGAAACUGGUGCUGGAGGCCAACGGCAAUAAGGUGAAUGAAGGGGCCUGCUUGUACACAUGCUCCCUCCGUCCCACAGGGAUCUAUGGUGAGCAGCACCAGCUGAUGAGGGACUUCUAUCAGAUGGGUGUGAGGACAGGGGGCUGGAUCAUUCGAGGCGUCCCAAAGGACACGGAACAUGGUCGUGUCUAUGCAGGUAACGUGGCUUGGAUGCAUCUGCUGGCUGCUCGCUCCCUGAGAGAGCACCCCCAAAGGCUUGGAGGGGAAGUUUACUUCUGCUAUGACGACUCACCCUACAAGAGUUAUGAGGAUUUCAACAUGCAGUUCCUGUCUGGGUUCAACUUCCGCCAGUUCCGUGUGCCGCUAUUGGUGCUGUGGUUGGUGGCGUGCCUGAAUGACCUGCUCCGCUGGGUGCUGAAGCCUGUGUGCAGCUACACACCAUUACUCAACCGCUACACACUCGCUGUGGCCAGCACCUCCUUCACAGUGGGUUCAGACAAGGCCCAGCGCCACUUCCAGUACCGCCCCCUCUAUGACUGGGACCAGUGCAAGGCCCGCACACAGAGAUGGGUGGACACCUUUCCCUUCGCAGGCCCCAAGGACUCCUGAUCUGGGCUGGUCUGGCGGAACCUUGUCUGGGCUAAACCGAUGCACCACACAUCAUAACCCUGGAUGGAUGGAGGAGUGAGAGGACUUUCUCAGAUUUAUAUUCUCACUAUGUUUGCUCCAUCAUAAGCAGUAUUAUCAUUACACGUAUGCAAACAAACUCUUGACCCCUGAACUCUUAAACCCUGAACUAUGACCUCCUGCAUGUGUUUUUCAAAAAUGGUUAUGUCCUCCUACCUGUCACUACUUGUGGCUAGGCUGUAGCUCCUCAGGCAAAAUGAUGACAAGGCAUGUUCCACACUGAAAUGUUCACUUAUCCAUCCCAUGAUCUUCUGAUUCACAUGAGAUGCUUCCCAGCCCUAAAUAUAAGAUAUUAUAUUGGAGAUUCAAUAUAAAACGUUUGGGGCUUUAUUGGACAUUGCAAUAUUCAUCUUUUUUUUUUUUUUUUUACAGUAUUUUUAUUGGAAUUUCACAAUUUUCACCCAUAUUAAAGAGAUACAACAGAGA
This is a messenger RNA of Salvelinus fontinalis (brook trout), 1886 nucleotides long. RefSeq names its product 3 beta-hydroxysteroid dehydrogenase type 7-like. The transcript has 6 exons. Gene Ontology annotation, molecular function: 3-beta-hydroxy-Delta5-steroid dehydrogenase (NAD+) activity. Lineage: Eukaryota; Metazoa; Chordata; Actinopteri; Salmoniformes; Salmonidae. The coding region runs from base 282 to 1382 and encodes 366 amino acids. Gene Ontology annotation, biological process: steroid biosynthetic process. The record is from RefSeq and is a predicted model, not a curated record.